CCCCCCCCCCCCCCCCAAAAUGAGUUCUAUCCGGCGAAUGUCCCCGACGGACUUGUUUUCCCUUAAUCUCACAAAUCUCGACCCGUUGACCGAAAACUACGACCUCGGCUUCUAUCUGAACUACCUCAUGCGAUGGCCCUCUCUCUUCAGUGCCGUCCAAGAUCGCACCGAAGGAAUCGUGGGCUACAUCAUGGGCAAGCUCGAAGAACAGCACCCCUCCAUGCGCCAUUCGGAGCACUACACCCCCUGGCACGGCCACAUCACUGUUCUAACAGUUGCCCCGGCAUGGAGACGGCUCGGCCAUGCGCGUCGUCUCACCGAACAACUCGAACAAGGCUCCGACAUCAACAAUGCCUGGUUUGUGGAUCUAUACGUGCGAGCGGGGAACAAAGUCGCCGUGGACAUGUACAAAGGAAUGGGAUAUUCUGUGUUCCGCCGUGUCGUUAAUUACUACAGCGAUGAUCCGACAGGGUUUUCGGAGUCUGGAGAAGAUGCGUUCGAUAUGCGUAAACCGUGUAGUCGGGAUAAGACUCUACAGCAUAUCCGUGAAAACGGGGAGAAUUUCCCCGUGAGCCCGGCGGAUGUCUCGUAAUUCUGUCUGGACUUUCCGCAGUUACUAUUUAAAUUCGGCAUUCUUGGUGUUUGGGAGCGUAUCCUUUCCUUUGAUGUGUUGUGUGCUGUGCAUAUAAAGGUUCUGUUCUUGUCCUGGCUAAUUUGGCUCAUUUCUGCGGUUGAUGGCUGGCUACAUGGAUUUUAUUCAAUGUCUUUUCUUACCUUCGAACCUUCCAGAGCAUCAAAACAAUUCUCGUUGCAUAUCAUUACUAUAUAUAUAUAUAUGACCAAGGUAGGAAGUCUAUCUAUUCUAAAUGCAC
This is a messenger RNA of Aspergillus ochraceoroseus IBT 24754, 872 nucleotides long. Its product is annotated as peptide alpha-N-acetyltransferase complex B subunit NAT3. Lineage: Eukaryota; Fungi; Ascomycota; Eurotiomycetes; Eurotiales; Aspergillaceae. The transcript is spliced from 3 exons. Gene Ontology annotation, biological process: N-terminal peptidyl-methionine acetylation. Bases 20 to 592 code for a protein of 190 amino acids. Gene Ontology annotation, molecular function: protein-N-terminal amino-acid acetyltransferase activity. The record is from RefSeq and is a predicted model, not a curated record. Gene Ontology annotation, cellular component: NatB complex.